UGUAACUCGAUCAUGUGACUUUCUCCUUUGUUUAUUUAUCUCAAAAUUUGAAUUUUUAAUUAGAGAGGAAAAUUUUAAUUCUCUCUCAUUAAUUGAUCAAUUGAUAUUCUCUUUAUGUUCUAUUGAGAUGUUGUCAUGUAAAAAUGAACAAGGCGAUUGGCUGAGAACCAGAAAAACUUCCGAAUUUUUGUUUCUAAGGUUUUCCUUUUCUUCCUGGAUAAGCAAAAAUCGGUAACAACAAAUUUCCGUGUAAAUGGUUAAGUGAUUGCCAAUCGAUUUGUUCCCAAUUGAUGUCAAUUCCAAUUAUGUUGACUAAUUGUUCUGAAUAUUCACCAAACAAUCGAUAACAUUGAUUCCAUAAUUCACCCGUUGGGUAUGUGACCAUCAAUUCAUUUCUCUCGACUUAAAGAGCUGCUUCGGUCUCUCAUCUUUGACCAUUAAAGGACCAAAAUGAAUAACCAACUUUCGGCAAUUUGCUUGAGUCCAUCUGAUUAUCAAACUUUUCCAAUACAAAAUUAACCAAAGUUUUCCUUGAUUCUAUGAAAAACAUGGCGGGUGGUAAGAGAUCGGAUAUUCCCAAAAAAGAUGAGAAUCCAUGUUCACCUGAGGAAACGAAAAUGUUGGACAAGAAAGGAUUCAAGAUCGGGGAUAAGAUCAACUUUGGAAGCUUCUCAAAAGUUUACAAGGCCAAAUAUCUCGACAAAGAUAUCGCUGUUAAAGUGAUCGAUUUAACUAAAACAUCGUUCGAAUAUCGUCAAAAAUUUUUACCUCGAGAACUUCACACUCUCCAGACACUUCGACAUCCAAAUAUUGUCACAAUUCACAAAAUUAUGACAAUAAGCAACAAAAUUUAUAUAUUUAUGGAUUUGGCUGAAGGAGGUGACAUUUUAGAUCAUCUAAAAGAGCAUGGAGCUAUUUCAGAGCCUCAGGCUAAAUUGUGGUUCAAACAAGCUGCUGAAGCCCUCAGAUAUAUUCAUGACCAUGGAAUAGCCCAUCGGGAUUUAAAAUCAGAGAACAUUUUAUUAGAUAAAUGUAAGAAUGCAAAAUUAACGGAUUUCGGCUUUUCUCGGGACUGUUUUGAUCAAAGAACAGGUCGUGGUGUUUUAUCCGAGACUUACUGUGGUUCCGCUGCCUAUGUGGCCCCUGAAGUUUUACGAUCGGUUCCUUAUAAUCCAAGAUUAUCGGAUGUUUGGUCACUUGGUGUGGUUCUUUACGUUAUGGUCAAUAACGCACUUCCCUUUGAUGAUUCUGAUCUUAACAAGAUGAUCACCUGUCAGAUUAAUAAAAGUUGGAAUUUCAAUUCUAAAGUAAUGGAUAAACUGUCACCUGAUUUGAAAGAUUUGAUUCGUCAAAUGCUAGAACCUGAUGCCUCUAAAAGACUGACCAUUGCCAAAGUACUUCGACAUCCAUGGUUAAGAGAUUCGAGUGGAACUACCGGUAUAAGUUUAGGUCCAAAAAAGUGAAACUAUCAAAUGUCUCUCUUUCCAUGAUAUCAAAUCCCGAAGUAAAAUAAUUGAUAGAAAUCAAUUGAAUUUGAAUGAUUCUCAUAGAUUUUCAUUCACCUGAUGGGAAAGACUUUAACCAUUUCUUUUCAUUAUCCUGUUGUGCUAUUGUUCCUGAAAAUUAAACUUUAAUUGUGAUAAAAUACUAAUUGUUAUUCAUUAUUUUCUCAGAUUACGAAAAAUUUUCACACUUUCACUUUUAAGCUCAAAGAAUUUUCGUCAAUUCUAUUUACGAGUUUCAUUCAUUUUCUUGAAUCUCUGGUGAAGAUGAUGAUGUCGGUGUUGUUGUAGUGGUGAUAAUAGUCAUAGUCAGUGAAUAUUUGGUGAAUCAAUUUGAUUGUUCAAAUCUACCAACAGUAAUCAAUUUAUCUUCUCCAUCAAUUGGGCUUAAGUGUCUUGAGAAUGGCCGAAACCUCCUAGGCAAUGGCCUCGAGAACGAACUCAAAUUGGGCCUUUGACUUGACGCUUCCUCCUCGUUGGUCUCUAAUGUGUUCCAGUGUAGCAGCGAUGUCAAUCUCUUUGGUUCCUAAAAGAAACAAGUUGUUUUUAAGUGACUUUUAGUAAUGGACGAUCAGCGAAUCUCAAAUCGAUCAAAAAGAUCAAUCGAUCUUUGAUCAAAUUUCUCUAAAAGUUUUUAAUCAAUUUUAAAUAGAAAAAAAUUCGCGCCAUUAAAUGUGAAAGAGAAAUUCUCUUACUUUUUUCUCUUUCUUUUUCUCCCUGUCUGGGAUGAUCGAUCUUUUCGAAAAAAAGAUCGAUCAAUUUCCGAAAAACAUCGAUUGCGAUCGAGUGAUUUACUCGGAUCUCUACUCUUUGAUUAUAAGUUAUAAUUUAUAACUGUUUUCACUUUUUUUUCUCUCUCUCUCUAUCCAGGUAACAAUUUAAUUGUUACAAUCAUUUACUUGAUCAACUGUGAUUAGGUAAAAACACCAAGGCUGGAAAAUGGGUGUACCCCUGAAGAUAAAAUCUCUGGAUGGAACAUUGGAAUUGAAUUUUCUUCUGUGUCAAUCUCAACAUGAUAAUUUUCUAUCACCACCAUGGAAUCUUUUGUUUUCUAAUGGGAUCAUAUUGGAUUAAUGUCUCCAUAUUCUAACAAGUAGAUGGAUGGAAUUUCCAAUCAACCCAUUAUGAAGAUGCAGGCGUUUUCUAACAAUGAGUGUUGGCGUUGAUCACUUUUUCCCCGCAGUUGAAAACACCUCACAUGUGGAUCGGAGAUGAAUAAUUUUAAUCCUGAUCUAUCUUUCCAAUGGAAAAUGGUUUUGAAGUAGAAACUGCAGUAUCUCAACUUGCUCUUAUAAUGUCACUUGGUGUCCAUCAAAUUGGAUAUCUACAUUAGUAAAGUUGAACUGGUUCUGGUCAUUUAUUAACAGCCGAUUAAACUUUUCAUUAACUCAAUUUCGUUGGACACUUUAUGCUAGUAGUAAGCGAUUGAGCUGAUUAUCAACACAAAUUUUUCUAGUAUCAUCUAGAAGCUAAAGAAUCAUUUUUUUUUUGUCGAUAUUGAUCAAUAUUGUUUUGUCAAACUGUUUAACUGCUGAUGUUAAGAAAUCAACUAUUAAUGAUUGGCUAGCACAUGGGUGCGAGUAACUUACCUCUGUGACUAUUAUGAUCCCCAGUUUUGCUCAGGUCGAUACUUUUAUCUGAACAUGGAAACUGCUCUCUUUUUCACUCAACCUAAUGGAUCAGCGUUACAACAGCAUAAAUUUCUCGAUAUAAGAUAAAAGACAAUCAGAUAUUAAAGUGAUCAAAUAUUAAGUAAAAGCAAUCGAUUUCGAGGAAAGAUUUGACAUCUCUGAAUGUUUCGAUAAACCUGAAGACUACACUUGGUUUCAAAUCGUUUUCUCUGGUAAAAAAGAUGACCUUGAAUCUUGGAAAGAUUAAGACGAAGUAUUAAAAGCGAUAACCAGAAAAGUUCUUUCAUUUAUUCCCGAGAUUCGAAUACCAGAUAUACAAGUUUCGUACCUUGGAAGUGUCGUUUACAUUUCGUGUAAACUAUUGGAAAGACCAAGUUAUCAAUACGAUUUCUACAAGACUCCUGGUUUCACAGUCGAGAAUCCGACCAAAGUUAUCCAGCGAGAUCACGAUCAAGAUUGUGGUGAAAUUUGUUCCGAAGAUGAAUUUUGUACCAAAUCUCGAAUGUCGUUUAUUCAGUUCAACAAAGGCAACAACUUAUCCUUUCAUCGAGGAAUCAAAGAUCUUACCCUACCCAAAUUUCCGAUGUUUCCCUUGAAAAUUGCACUGGAAGCUGUAUAACUACUGGUAAUUUCAAAUCACUUAAUUAUUGUGAAAAUCAAUCACAAUCAGGAAUGAUUACCUCUAAAUGUCGCCUUUCUUCAAUUAAACCUGAUGAAAAAUCAAGUAAAUCCUUAUAAAGAUCAAUAGGAGAGAUGAUCAAUCCAUAUUGCCACUCAUGUUGGCCUGAACACAAAACUUUGGAUUAUCCCGACCAUGGAAUAGAAGGAGAGAAACAAUUUCCUCAUAUCGAAAAUUGAUCUAAAUGUUGGUUAUAAAGGUUCGAUCGAAGAAGUUGUAUUGCAAUCUCAUGAAUUGGAUUACGAAUUUACUCAAGCAGAGGUGAACUAGACCGAUUUUUGAUGGAAGAUAAUCUUAGUGAAUUCAGUGGGCAUCGAUUAACAAUCAUUUUCUUUUCAUCACCCAAAUUACUCAAAAUUUGUGGUAAUAAAAAACUAUUUCAUUCAUUGGA
Messenger RNA from Panonychus citri (citrus red mite), 4203 nucleotides. Its product is annotated as testis-specific serine/threonine-protein kinase 2-like. The record is from RefSeq and is a predicted model, not a curated record. Gene Ontology annotation, biological process: protein phosphorylation; microtubule cytoskeleton organization; intracellular signal transduction. NCBI's taxonomy places the organism in Eukaryota, Metazoa, Arthropoda, Arachnida, Trombidiformes, Tetranychidae. Gene Ontology annotation, molecular function: tau-protein kinase activity; protein serine/threonine kinase activity; ATP binding. The transcript is spliced from 6 exons. The coding region runs from base 540 to 1463 and encodes 307 amino acids. Gene Ontology annotation, cellular component: cytoplasm.